AUGGCAGCAACCGCACAAGGGCACCAAGUCCACCCAGAUGGACGGACAUGGAAAAGCCACUUCCCCAAGGGCGAUCUCUGGGUAUUCGGAUACGGGAGCUUGAUCUGGAAGCCACCACCGCAUUUCAACCAGCGUGUUCCUGGGUAUAUCAGUGGUUAUGUACGACGGUUUUGGCAGGCUAGUACCGACCACCGCGGUACACCAGAGCAGCCGGGUCGAGUAGUCACAGUGAUUGAGAGGACUUUCUGGGAGACAUUGGAUGACCCGCUUGCACACCGAGAAUCUGAAUCAGCAUCAACAGGCAAAGUCUGGGGCGCAGCAUACCACAUCCCAGCCUCGCACGCAGAAGAAGUGCACGACUACCUAGACGAACGGGAAAUAGACGGCUAUAGCGCGCACUACACGCCAUUUCACCCAACCAUCGACGUGGAAGGCGCGACAGAUUCAUCGCCGAUUAUCUGCAUGGUGUACAUCGGUCAGCCAUCCAACCCGCAAUUCCUGCGUGAGGCUGCCCGACGUGAGCCGCAGGAUGUGGCGCAGGUUAUUAGUGCCGGACAUGGCCUUAGCGGGAAGAAUACUGAGUAUUUGUUUUUACUGGAGAAGGCACUUGAGGGGCUUGGGCUUGGUACUGCUGAUGUUCACGUCACUGAUUUGGUGAAACGGGUCAAGGCAAUUGAGGCUGAGGGGCUGGGCGAGGCUGAAGAAAAGGAGGCUGAGCUUGAGGUUACUAAGUCGCUGGAGGGGGCAUCUGAGGCGUCUGGUGAGGCCAAUGGUCGGGGGACAAUUGAAUGA
This is a messenger RNA of Penicillium antarcticum, 792 nucleotides long. RefSeq names its product gamma-glutamylcyclotransferase. The record is from RefSeq and is a predicted model, not a curated record. Gene Ontology annotation, biological process: glutathione catabolic process. Lineage: Eukaryota; Fungi; Ascomycota; Eurotiomycetes; Eurotiales; Aspergillaceae. Gene Ontology annotation, cellular component: cytoplasm. Gene Ontology annotation, molecular function: glutathione specific gamma-glutamylcyclotransferase activity; gamma-glutamylcyclotransferase activity. The coding region runs from base 1 to 792 and encodes 263 amino acids. The transcript has 6 exons.